Messenger RNA from Manis pentadactyla (Chinese pangolin), 2140 nucleotides. It is a transcript of the gene UBE2G2, whose product is annotated as ubiquitin conjugating enzyme E2 G2. NCBI's taxonomy places the organism in Eukaryota, Metazoa, Chordata, Mammalia, Pholidota, Manidae. The coding region runs from base 104 to 601 and encodes 165 amino acids. The transcript is spliced from 6 exons. Gene Ontology annotation, cellular component: endoplasmic reticulum; cytosol. The record is from RefSeq and is a predicted model, not a curated record.
GAAGGGCUCAUUGUCCCGCGGCGACCCGGAAGCGGCCGGGCGUCGGGCGAGAGGGACGAGCACUUAGGAGACGAGGCCGGAAGGCAAGUCUGUUGCCCGGAUCAUGGCGGGGACGGCGCUCAAGAGGCUGAUGGCCGAGUACAAACAAUUAACACUGAAUCCUCCAGAAGGAAUUGUGGCAGGCCCCAUGAAUGAAGAGAAUUUUUUUGAAUGGGAGGCAUUGAUCAUGGGCCCAGAAGACACAUGUUUUGAGUUUGGUGUAUUUCCUGCCAUCCUGAGCUUCCCACUUGAUUACCCGUUAAGUCCACCAAAGAUGAGAUUUACCUGUGAGAUGUUCCAUCCCAACAUCUACCCUGAUGGGAGAGUCUGCAUUUCCAUCCUUCACGCCCCAGGCGACGACCCCAUGGGCUAUGAGAGCAGCGCCGAGCGGUGGAGCCCAGUGCAGAGCGUGGAGAAGAUCCUCCUGUCGGUGGUGAGCAUGCUGGCAGAGCCCAACGAUGAAAGCGGAGCUAACGUGGAUGCUUCCAAAAUGUGGCGGGAUGACCGGGAGCAGUUCUGUAGGAUUGCCAAGCAGAUCGUGCAGAAGUCCCUGGGGCUCUGAGGCUGCGCCCGCGCGUGUACAAACAGACCACCAAGUAGCUCCCAGUGCUGCUUCUCUGGGACACUUGGUGACAGAGACACUCUGCGCUGGUACCAAAAAGGCAAAGCUUGCAGAGCCACAGCAUCUGUUCCCCACCUUUCCCCGUCCAGACAGGCUUCUCUGCUGGAGCGACGGCUUCUGCAGGAUGGCGACAGCUGGGUGCCCUUUGAGAGUAUUCCUGGUGAGGCCGUCAUGCAGGCGGUCGGAGCCGUCACCACUACCUCUCCCAGCCGAAGCGCCCGUGCACCAGUGCUGAGUGGCUUCCCCUCCCUCCCGGAGUGUGAGGGGAACCUGCCAGGUUUCCGGGGCGUGACGGAAGGGAGCCUUGUCUCCACAGCAAGUGUGGGUUUUGCCUCUGCUUUAUAGGCAAGCGUUUUCCUUGCAUUUCCUUUCUCAUUUGUUGUGUUUUACAAACUGUCACACUUAGAAACACUUUCAGAAAACAAAUACUUUUAAAAUGUGGGUGAAUGAAAAACGGGGUACAAACAGGUUGCUGUUGGUCGUAAAGACCGUUUUCCUGACCAUGUUUAUCCCAGGCAGACGUUUGCGUCUCAGUCACCAGUGCAUUACUGGGCAGGGACAUGGGAGACCAAGUAGUUGGGUCUCUUCUGGGUCUGGGGGUUUGUCUUCUCCCAUCUGAACUGGGGGCUCUGCGGCGUCCACUGUGGUGGCAAACAGAGCUUCAGCUGCUAGGACGGUUGUUCCUUGCGACACCGGGUGGAAGGAAAUCCCAUUAGCUGGGAGUACGCAGCGUGCCUUACCCCUGACGCGACCGGCGCUUCUGGACGUGUGGCACGCGGGUCCCAGGCCGCAGGGGGCAGAGCACUGACUGCGGUAUGCGACUUCGAUGUGGACUGGAUGUUGCCCAGCAUGGGCCACUCGGCAGCACGGUGCCAGGGGCACCACCAUAAGCAAUAACAGACCUGUCUCAGAUCAUUUAUUGGGCCUGUUUCAGACAGGCUAAAUAGUAAUUUCUAUUUUUGAAAUAAGGGACAGUGUGCAAGACAUGCAGUGGAUUUCACUGAGCGUUGGCCUGUCCUCCCCUCAUGAGACAGCUCGUGGGAAGGAGGCCUCCCAUGUGAUUUCUUGGUGUUGACAAGGCCUGGCUGAAGGGGCUCCGUCUCUGGCAUCCGGAAACCUUCCCCGAGGGAAUCACUUAAACGUCCUGAUACAGUAUGAGAAUGUGUAUUGGGGGGAUCAGGAAAGAGGUAUUGUUCCUGGAAGUAUUGCAGGCAUAUCAAAUGAGACAGUGCUCUCGCAAAGGGGAAGAGUAGUUGGUGGGGUGGCUGUGGUCCGUGGACGUGGAGUGUGGCCGUCGUAGCCAUGUCAGCAGGGGCCUGUGGGGGCUUCCAUGAAAUCUGAAGGAAGAGAGGCAGUCUCUUGGCAAACAAAGUAUUUUUAUUCAUUUGUAUUUAUUAAAUGGAAAAAAGAAUCCUAUGGUGUCCUCUUCCUAUGGUGUUUAGUGACUACAUUAAAAAUAAAGUGAUAUAUUUUCCCCCA